AUGCUUGUUUCGUUAGCUACGCUCGCUACAGCUUCUGCAUUGCCUUUUGCAGCCAUCAAGCUGGUUCCUAAGCCUUUGUCUUUUGACUUCAGCAUUUCCCGAAACUUCGGCCCGGACUCGAAGUUUUGGAAUAUCGACUUUUUCCAGAAACUAGGCCUGCAACUCAUUGAAAAACGCUACGACUCCGCCCUGCUUUCAAACCACAACAAUGUCAACUACUGGCUCGACAUCUACUUGGGUCCUGAGAGUGAAAAAAUCACUGUUUCCUUGGACACCGGCCUGGCUGAUCUUUGGGUGUAUGGACCCAAUGUUCUGAGCACCACUGGUGGAACUUUUGAUCCGGAAGAGGCCGGCAGUACCCCGGUGAACAACUCAUUUUCCAUUGCUUACUUGGAUGGCACGAAUGCAAAGGGUGAGUACUUCCUUGACGAUUUCUCGUUUUCUCAGAUAGAGGGGCUUUUGAAAGAUCUCCAGUUUGCCGUGGUGGAAUCUGCCAAAUUCAGCGGACCAGGCAUUCUUGGUGUGGCAAGUAAGGCUGUGGAGUCUACUAAUGAGAAGUACGACAACUUGCCUGAGGCUUUGAAAGUGGCAGGUGUUACCCCAGAAGCCAGUUACUCCUUGUAUUUGGGCUCUGAGUCGGGCACAAUAAUCUUCGGUGGUAUUGACAAGAACAAGUACGAGGGAGAAUUGGUCAAGUACCCUAUUCCAAAGGGCGUGGAGGCUUUGUCUCUUGAUGUCGUUUCGCUGUCAAUCAAUGGAACCGACUACAAUGAAACAACCAGCUACCUUUUGGAUUCGGGCACUUCCUGGAAUUUGUGGCCUCAGCAGGUCUACAACGAUACCAUCGAGGCGUUGAGCGCUACCCCAGAAAAGGACUACUACGUUGCAGACUGCAACCAGCCUUCCGACAAGUACUUGGAGUUCAAUUUCGGCAAGAACGUGAUUAAAUUGUCUUACAAGGAUAUUUUGGUCAAAUGGGGCGAGACUUGUAUAGUGGGUGCCCAACCCAGUCAGAGAAAUUUCAUUCUUGGAGACGUCUUUUUGAGACAGGCGUAUGUGUACUAUGAUCUCACCAACAAGGAGAUUUCCGUGGCUCAGUUCAAGGAUUCAGUGACUUCCAACAUUGUUUCUGCUUAG
Molecule: messenger RNA, 1137 nt
Organism: Candidozyma duobushaemuli
Lineage: Eukaryota; Fungi; Ascomycota; Pichiomycetes; Serinales; Metschnikowiaceae
Product: pepsin-like aspartic protease
Exons: 1
Coding region: 1-1137 (378 amino acids)
Biological process (GO): proteolysis
Molecular function (GO): aspartic-type endopeptidase activity
Source: RefSeq, a predicted model, not a curated record